AUGACGGGCAAAGCAGAACACGGAUCCCUAGACUCGGACUCGCCUGCUGGAAGCAUCAAAGCAGGAUCCGGACUACAGCAGCACCUCGACUCCUCUCGUGCCUCCAAGACAGACCUCCACGAAUCCCCCUCCAAGACAGAACUUCACUCUUCCAAGAUGGACUCACUCCAAGACCUCGACUCCAAAACCGACGUCGGCUCCUCCAAGGCCGAGCUAGAGAUCAUCGAGAAGGGGUUGAAGGGAGCAGAGUCGGACUCUGUCGUUGACGAGGCCCAGGCGGCCACUCGGCUACCAGAGGGGGGAAGCAUAGAGAAAGAGAUAGAGAUAGAUAGCAGGAGGUUGUGGAGGAAGGUGGAUUUGAAGUUGUUGCCGAUUUUGACCGUGAUGUAUUUGUUUUCGUUUAUGGAUCGAGCUAACAUCGGUGCGUUUGACAUCAUCGCACAGGUCGCUAUCGCUGACGAAGGACUGGAGGAAGAACUCAAUAUGACGGGGAGCCAGUAUAACCUUGCACUCCCUUAUUGUUUAUUCGAAGUCCCUUCAAAUUUGCUCUUGAAAAAGUUUCGACCUUCGCGAUGGCUCCCAUUCCUCACUGUGUUUUGGGGGCUUGUUGUUCUCGUGACGGGAUUUGUCAAGAAUUUCCCUCAACUACUGGCUCUACGAAUUGUUCUGGGAGCAGCUGAAGCUGGGUUUUACCCCGGUGUUGUUUACUACCUUUCCCUAUGGUACCCCCGAAACAUGUACCAAACGCGCAUGGCCUACUUCUUCGGCGCAGCUUCGAUGGCGGGGGCCUUCUCCGGUCUUUUGGCGUACGCUAUCGGGUUUAUGGAUGGGUUGAGUGGUAUGAGAGGGUGGUCGUGGAUUUUCGAGGGAUGA
Messenger RNA from Coprinopsis cinerea okayama7#130, 873 nucleotides. RefSeq lists its product as hypothetical. The record is from RefSeq and is a predicted model, not a curated record. Lineage: Eukaryota; Fungi; Basidiomycota; Agaricomycetes; Agaricales; Psathyrellaceae. Gene Ontology annotation, molecular function: transmembrane transporter activity. Gene Ontology annotation, biological process: transmembrane transport. Gene Ontology annotation, cellular component: membrane. The transcript is spliced from 11 exons. The coding region runs from base 1 to 873 and encodes 290 amino acids.